GAUGAGCUUCUAAAAAAGGAAGUCCGCCUUAUCGACUAUGAGAAAAUGGUGGAUCAUAGAGGAAUACGGGUAGUGGCGUUUGGACAGUGGGCAGGUGUGGCAGCACAUCGGCAUGGCUCAUAACUACAGGAACAGCAGUCAGGCUGUGCAAGCUGUCCGCGACGCUGGCUAUGAAAUCUCUCUGGGUUUGAUGCCGAAGUCCAUAGGGCCCUUAACAUUUGUGUUCACGGGGACUGGUAACGUAUCUAAGGGAGCCCAAGAGAUCUUCAGUGAAUUACCUUGUGAAUACGUGGAGCCGCACGAAUUAAAAGAAGUUUCCCAAACUGGAGAUCUGAGGAAGGUGUACGGGACGGUGUUAAGUCGCCAUCAUCAUCUCGUCAGGAAGACCGACGGUGUGUAUGACCCCGUGGAGUAUGACAGGCACCCUGAGCGCUACACCAGCCGGUUUAGCACCGACAUCGCACCGUAUACAACUUGUUUAAUUAAUGGAAUCUACUGGGAACAGAACACCCCUCGUCUGCUCACUCGCCAAGAUGCUCAGAGUCUGCUGGCUCCAGGCAAGUCCUCAGGUGCUGGUGUUGAAGGCUGCCCGGCACUGCCACACAAACUUGUGGCAAUAUGUGACAUCUCGGCCGACACAGGAGGGUCUAUUGAGUUUAUGACGGAGUGCACAACAAUUGAGCGUCCCUUUUGCAUGUAUGAUGCAGAUCAGCAUAUUAUUCACGGCAGUGUUGAAGGCUCUGGGAUUCUGAUGUGUUCCAUUGACAAUUUGCCGGCACAGCUUCCAAUUGAAGCUACAGAAUACUUUGGAGACAUGCUUUACCCUUAUGUUGAAGAGAUGAUAUUAUCAGAUGCGACACAGUCUCUUGAGAGUCAGAAUUUUUCUCCUGUGGUUCGAGACGCAGUAAUUACAUCCAACGGCACGUUGUCUGAUAAAUACAAAUAUAUCCAGAAACUCCGAGAGAGCAGGGAACGCGCUCAGUCCCUUUCAAUGGGCACCAAGAAAAACGUCUUGGUUCUUGGAUCUGGAUACGUAUCUGAGCCUGUACUGGAAUACCUGUCAAGAGAUGACAGUAUAGAAAUAACAGUAGCCUCUGACAUGAAGAAUCAAAUUGAACAGUUAGGCAAGAAAUAUAAUAUUAAUCCUGUUAGCCUGGUCAUUGGGAAACAAGAAGAGAAGUUGCACUCCUUGGUGGCAGCACAGGAUCUGGUCAUCAGCUUGUUGCCCUAUGCGUUGCAUCCUCUUGUGGCCAAGGCGUGCAUCAUAAGCAAAGUUAAUAUGAUCACUGCAAGCUACAUCACCCCAGCACUGAAAGAAUUAGAAAAGAGUGUGGAAGAUGCCGGCAUCACAGUCAUUGGCGAAUUGGGAUUGGACCCUGGUCUUGAUCACAUGUUGGCAAUGGAAACAAUAGAUAAGGCCAAAGGCGUGGGAGCCACGAUUGAAUCUUAUAUUUCCUACUGUGGUGGGCUUCCAGCCCCUGAACAUUCAGACAAUCCUUUGAGGUACAAAUUCAGCUGGAGUCCAGUGGGAGUUUUGAUGAACAUAAUGCAGCCGGCCACCUACCUGCUCAAUGGACAGGUGGUGAAUGUUGUGGGCGGGGCCUCCUUUCUGGAUGCCGUCACGCCCAUGGACUACUUCCCCGGAUUAAAUUUGGAAGGUUAUCCAAACAGAGACAGCACAAAGUAUGCUGAGAUUUAUGGCAUUCCGUCGGCUCACACGUUGUUACGGGGGACACUGAGGUACAAGGGCUAUGCCAAAGCCUUGAAUGGAUUUGUAAAACUGGGUCUUAUAAACAGAGAUGCGUUUCCUGCCCUUCGACCUGAGGCCAACCCGCUCACCUGGAGAGAACUCCUCUGUGGCCUGGUUGGGAUUGCACCCACCUCCAAGUGUGAUGCGCUCAAGGAAGCUGUCUUUAAGAAGCUGGGAGGAGACCACACUCAGCUGGAGGCUGCUGAAUGGUUGGGCUUACUCGGGGACGAGCAAGUCCCUCAGGCAGAGUCUCUCGUGGACGCCCUCUCCAAGCAUCUGGCCGUGAGACUUUCCUAUGGCCCUGGAGAGAGAGACAUGAUUGUGAUGAGAGACAGCUUUGGAAUCAGGCAUCCUUCUGGACAUUUAGAAAGUAAAACAAUUGAUCUUGUGGUUUAUGGGGAUGUCAAUGGCUUUUCAGCCAUGGCUAAAACUGUGGGGUUACCCACUGCUAUGGCGGCCAAGAUGCUACUUGAUGAUGAAAUUCAAGCUAAAGGCCUGAUGGGGCCCUUUUCAAAGGAGAUCUAUGGGCCAAUAUUGGAGCGAAUUAAAGCAGAGGGCAUUAUGCAUACUACACGGAGCACAGUCAAAGCGUAAUUGAGAAUUAUAUUUUGUUUUUAACCUUCUCAGGCAACGUGGCUCUGAACAUUUGUGCAACAAACAUGCUUGCUAACGUGCUGUUUUAAAAUAUAAAGCAUGAUAUGUUUUGAUUAAGUCAAUACAAUAGUGUUUUUGAAAUAUAAAUCUCUAUUUUAAUAUGAAGACACUUGGCUCAAGAGACGUUGGUAAUGCCAGAAAACAUUAAUAAUUCUAUCAUGUAUUUUUUUCCCAUGUAUGUAAAAGCACGAAUGAUUGUGCUAUAUGUUAAUUUAUUAUAUAACUUUUUUCUUAUAGGAAUAUAUUUUCCUAUAAUCAGCAGAUGAAGUUUUAUUUUAUCUUUUCAGGAAGAUAAAGUUUCUUCAUGCUGCUUUCUUUUUGUAUUUUUAAAAUUGAGUCAGUUAGAUGCUUCUAGAUUACUUACCUGCAAACCUUUGCAGUAUUGCUUUUUUUUUUGCCUUUUUUGUUAAAAUUACGAUUUAUUUAGAAAAUGAUAUUUCUUGUAGUUUUCUUUUGAGUAUUUGGAAAAGGAAAUUGGUAAGAUUAAAUCAAAAUCCACAUGAUCACCUUACUAGGCACAGAAAAAGCAUUUAAGUGAAUCCAACACCUUUUCAUGAUAAAAACACUUAACAAACUAGGAAUAGAAGGGAACUUCUUCAACCUGACAAAGGGCAUCUAUGAAUAACCUGUGGCUAAUGUCAGACUUAAUGAUGAAAGACUGAAGGAUUUCCCCCUAAAAUCAGAGGCAAGACAAGGGUGCUUGCUCUUGCCACUUCUAUGCAACUUAUACUAGAAGGUCCAGCUGGGGUAAUUAGGCAAGAAAAUGAAAUUAAAGACUUCCAGAUAUUAGAAAGGAAGCAGUAAAACUCUCUCUAUUUGCAGAUGGUAUGAUCUUACACAUAGAAAAUCCAAAAGAGUAAGAAACUAUUAGAAUUAAUGCAUGAGUUCAGCAAAGUUGCAGGAUACAAGAUUAAUAUUCAAAAGUUGAUUGUGUUUGCAUACAGUGUCAAUGAAUGAAACAAAAGUAUUAUUAAGAAAAUAAUUCUAAGAAAAAGUGUCAAGAAGGAAUAGAUUGAGAGUUCAGAAAUAACUUAUAUUAUGGUCAAUUGAGUUUUUGAAAAAGGUGCUUAGACAAUUCAAUAGAGGAAAAUAGUCUUUUCAUCAAAUAUUCACAUGCAGGAGAAUCGGGUUGGACUCCCUACCUCACAGCACAUAUGAAAAAUUAACUCAAAAUGGACCAAAGACCUUAAAUAGAAGAGCAGACAUGAAACUUUUAGAUGAAAUCAUAGGUGUAAAUUUCCAAGGCCUUAGAUUAGACAAUGGUCUCUUAAAUAAUGACACCAAAGCACAAGCAACAAAAGGAAGAAAAUAGGUAAAUUGGAUAUUGGAAUUUAAAACUUCUGUGCUUCCAAGGAUACCAUCAAGAAGGCAAAAGACGACCUGCAGAAUGAGAGACAGUUUUUGCAAAUCAUUUAGAAAGUAAGAGAAGAACUUGUAUGUUCAAUUAAAAGAUAGCCUAAUUUAAAAAAAAAUGGACCAAGGAUUAGAAUUGACAGUUCUCCAAAGAAGAUAUACAAAAAACCAAUAAACACAUGAAGAGAUGCUCAGCAUACAUUAGCUAUCAGGGAAAUAACAAAUCAAACCAACAAUGAGAUACCACUUCAAAACCACCAACAUGGCUA
Messenger RNA from Vicugna pacos (alpaca), 4026 nucleotides. The record is from RefSeq and is a predicted model, not a curated record. NCBI's taxonomy places the organism in Eukaryota, Metazoa, Chordata, Mammalia, Artiodactyla, Camelidae.